Thalassophryne amazonica is the source of this 3911-nucleotide messenger RNA. RefSeq names its product ras-specific guanine nucleotide-releasing factor 1-like. The transcript has 27 exons. Gene Ontology annotation, biological process: Ras protein signal transduction; positive regulation of GTPase activity. Lineage: Eukaryota; Metazoa; Chordata; Actinopteri; Batrachoidiformes; Batrachoididae. Gene Ontology annotation, cellular component: plasma membrane. Gene Ontology annotation, molecular function: protein binding; guanyl-nucleotide exchange factor activity. The record is from RefSeq and is a predicted model, not a curated record. The coding region runs from base 1 to 3774 and encodes 1257 amino acids.
AUGCAGAAAGGGAUGCGCCUCAAUGACGGUCACAUCAACUAUCUGGCUCUGCUGGCGAAGAAGGACGGGACAAGGCGAGGGUGUCUGAGUAAGAAAAGCUCAGACAACACAAAAUGGCAUUCAAAGUGGUUCGCACUGCUGCAGAAUAUGCUGUUUUAUUUCGAAAGCGACUCGAGCUCACGCCCCUCCGGACUGUACCUGUUGGAGGGAUGCGUUUGUGAUCGCGCACCGUCACCCAAACCGUCUCUGUCAGCCAAGGAAGGCUUAGAGAAGCAGUAUUACUUCACUGUCACUUUCAAUUAUGACAAUCAGAAGGCACUGGAGCUGCGUACUGAGGACAUCAAGGACUGUGAUGAGUGGGUGGCUGCUAUCACGCAGGCCAGUUACCGGAACCUGGCUACAGAGCAUGAGACCCUGAUGCAGAAGUACCUCCAUCUUCUCCAAAUAGUGGAGACAGAGAAAACAGUUGCCAAGCAACUUCGACAACAGAUAGAGGAUGGAGAAAUUGAGAUAGAGCGGCUAAAAUCAGAGAUUUCUGGAUUGCUGAAGGACAAUGAGAAGAUCCAGUCAAACCCAGAGGUCCCACCUAGUGAGGAUGACACUGAGAUUAAGAAAAUUAAAAAGGUCCAAAGUUUUCUACGAGGAUGGAUCUGCCGCAGGAAGUGGAAAACCAUUAUCCAGGACUAUAUCCGGUCUCCCCACGCUGAAAGCAUGAGGAAGAGGAACCAGGUGGUGUUCAGCAUGCUGGAAGCAGAGGCAGAAUAUGUCCAGCAACUCCACAUCCUGGUCAACAACUUCCUGCGACCGCUCCGUAUGGCUGCCAGUUCAAAGAAGCCGCCCAUCACCCACGAUGAUGUCAGCAGCAUCUUCCUCAACAGUGAGACCAUCAUGUUCCUCCAUCAGAUCUUCUACCAGGGUCUGAAAGCCAGGAUCGCCAGCUGGCCCACACUGGUCCUGGCUGACCUGUUUGACAUCUUGCUGCCCAUGCUGAACAUCUACCAGGAGUUUGUGAGGAACCACCAGUACAGUUUACAGAUCCUGGCCCACUGCAAGCAGAACCGAGACUUUGACAAGCUGCUGAAGCAGUACGAGGCUAAACCCGACUGUGAGGAGAGGACACUAGAGACAUUCCUCACAUACCCCAUGUUUCAAAUCCCCCGUUAUAUCCUGACCCUCCAUGAAUUGCUGGCUCAUACCCCCCAUGAACACGUGGAGAGAAACAGUUUAGAAUAUGCCAAGUCAAAACUGGAGGAACUUUCCAGAAUUAUGCACGAUGAGGUAAGCGAGACGGAGAACAUCAGGAAGAACUUGGCCAUUGAGCGGAUGAUUGUCGAGGGCUGUGAGGUGCUGCUGGACACCAGUCAAACAUUUGUUAGACAAGGUUCUCUGAUCCAGGUGCCAAUGAGUGAGAAGGGGAAGAUCACGAGAGGUCGACUGGGCUCUUUGUCUCUGAAGAAAGAGGGCGAGCGACAGUGUUUCUUGUUCUCCAAACACCUCAUUAUCUGCACCAGAGGCUCAGGAGGAAAACUCCACAUCACAAAGAAUGGAGUGGUCUCGCUCAUCGACUGCACAUUGAUGGAGGAGGCAGAAGGCACAGAUGAUGAGUCCAAAGCAGAGAAAAGUGGUCAGGACACGGAUCACUUGGAUUUUAAGGUGAUGGUAGAACCCAAAGACAGUCAACCCUACACCGUCAUCCUGGUGGCUUCGUCCCGACAAGAAAAGUCAGCGUGGACCAGCGACAUUAGCCAGUGCAUCGACAACAUUCGCUGUAACGGUCUGAUGAUGAAUGCCUUUGAGGAAAACAGUAAAGUCACCGUGCCACAGAUGAUUAAGUCGGACACCAGCCUGUACUGUGAUGAUGUCGACAUCCGUUUCAGCAAGAUGAUGAACUCCUGCAAAGUGCUGCAGAUCCGUUAUGCCAGCGUGGAGCGCUUGUUGGAGAGGCUGACUGACCUGCGCUUUCUCUCCAUUGACUUCCUCAACACUUUUCUUCACUCUUACCGGGUCUUCACCAGCGCCGACGUGGUGCUGGAUAAGCUCAUCACCAUUUACAAGAAACCCAUCAGUGCCAUUCCUGCACGUUCUUUGGAGCUUUUUUUUGCGAGUAGCCAGAACAACAAACUCCUUUACGGCGAGCCGCCCACAUCACCGCGUGCCGGCCGCAAGUUCUCUUCUCCGCCUCCUCUCUCCCUCACCAAGACCUCCUCGCCCAACCGCCGUCGAAAGCUUUCGCUCAACAUCCCCAUUAUCACCGGGGGCAAAGCCCUGGACCUGGCUGCGCUCAGCUGUUCUCCCAAUGGCUAUGCAGGCGUGCACUCCACCAUGUCACCCUUCAGCAAAACCACACUUGACAUCAACAAGCUCUAUGUGUCCAGCACCAUGGCCAGCAAGAUUCCCAAUGAGGCCGAGCCCAGAGCCGAAGGCAAGGCUGAGGAGUCUGUCCUUAGUAAGCAAGAUCUCUCGGUGAAAGAGGAAUGCAACGAAGAAGAAAGUCAAAGUGACGACGCAGAAGCAGAAAUGUCUCCUCCCAAAUCACCUUCAACACCGAAGAAUGUCAAGUCAAAAAACUCUGAGUUUUCCCUGUUUUCCUUCAACAAUGGCAUGGUGGUGUCAUCAUGUCGGGAACUGGACAACAACCGCAGUGCCCUUUCUGCUGCCUCUGCCUUUGCCAUUGCCACUGCAGGUGCCAAUGAGGGUACACCAACCAAGGAGAAGUACCGCCGUAUGUCCCUUGCAAGCACAGGUUUUCCUACAGACCAGAGAAAUGGGGACAAAGAGUUUGUUAUCAGAAGAGCAGCAACCAACAGAGUCCUCAAUGUGCUGCGUCACUGGGUCUCCAAACACUCGCAGGACUUUGAGCUGAACACCGAGCUGAAGGUACGAGUAAUUGGCUUCCUGGAGGAGGUGAUGCAUGACCCAGAGCUUCUGACACAAGAGAGAAAGGCAGCCGCCAACAUUAUCAGAACUCUAACACAGGAGGACCCUGGAGACAACCAGGUCAGCCUGGAGGAAGUCAGACAAAUGGCCAUGGAGGAGUGUAAGACUGAGCCUUUUGAGAACCACUCUGCCCUGGAGAUAGCAGAGCAACUUACAAUGCUGGACCACCUGGUCUUCAGAGUCAUCCCAUACGCGGAGUUCUUUGGGCAAGGAUGGAUGAAGAACGACAAGAAUGAGAGAACUCCAUACAUUAUGAAAACUACCAAGCAUUUUAAUGAUAUCAGCGACAGGAUCGCCACAGAGAUCCUGCAUUGGGACGACGUCAACAUGCGGGUAGCAGUGAUCGAGAAAUGGGUUGCAGUGGCUGACAUUUGCCGCUGCCUCCACAACUACAACACUGUACUGGAGAUUACGUCCUCUCUCAAUCGCAGCUCCAUUUUCCGCCUCAAAAAGACCUGGCUCAAAGUCUCCAAGCAGACCAAGACUGUGAUUGACAAAUUGCAGAAGCUGGUGUCAUCUGAGGGAAGAUUCAAAAACCUGAGGGAGGCUCUGAAGAACUGUGACCCUCCCUGCGUUCCAUACCUAGGAAUGUACCUGACUGACUUAGCCUUCAUAGAGGAAGGAACGCCUAAUUACACUGAGGACAACCUGGUCAACUUCUCCAAGAUGAGAAUGAUAUCUCACAUUAUCAGAGAAAUACGCCAGUUUCAGCAAACAGCUUACAAGAUUGAUCAUCAGCCAAAGGUUGCAAAGUUCCUACUGGAUAGCAGUUCGGCGUUGGAUGAGGAGAGCCUAUACAAAGCAUCUCUGAGACUUGAACCUAAAAUGUCAUCAUGAAAAGGAGCUCCCACUUUCUCAGACUAAACUUUGUGGAAUGUACAGGUGCAAUAUAUCAUAUUGUACAUAUACUUUUGUUGGUAUUAGAUACAGUAGGCUGUGCCCUUCCAGUAUGUGGACUCAUUAGACACUAACGG